UUCUGAUUUUUUUAAUUAAAAAAAGUGUGUCUAUUAUCUUGGGUUUAUGUUUUUAAUUAGAGGUUUUUAGUGUAAAACCAUCAUGGAAUCCUACAGUAUGUAUUUUGUUGGUGUUGGUCAUAUACAUAUGGAACUUGACCAAGGCAUGCAUGCAGAGCCUAGUGCGAAAGUUAGUAGAAACUUCCUUGUUACUGAAGAGACAUGGCAUCUGCAGCAAGAUACUCAAACACUGAUGAAUCAAGACAAGUAGACUGGGGAAGGUUUGGCCUUAAUGGAGGUGACCAAAGAGAUGGAGGAAUUAGUAAUACACCAUCAUCCGUCCAGAGAGCAGACUCUAUGGACUUGUCUGGAGAGGUUCAUUAUGAACCAGGUGGGCGGCAUCCAUAUGGAACCAAUGAAAUCUUUGCACAAGAGGCUGAUAGCAACCCAUGGUGGAAGUCAAAUUUUUUUCUUUCUCAGCCAGUUCUUUUUGGAACUUGGGAUGGAGUAUUCACUUCGUGCCUUAUAAAUAUUUUUGGAGUUAUUGUUUUCCUUCGCUCUGGAUGGAUUGUUGCUCAAGCAGGGAUUAUCAAUGCUGUUGUGAUAGUACUUGCUACCGUUUCAGUGGUUCUAGUCUCCGUCCUGUCUGCAGUUGGCAUUUGUGAAAGGUGUCGCAUGGAAAGUGGUGGCGUUUAUUUUCUUGUGUCCCACGUUCUGGGCUCAAAGUUUGGAGGUUCUCUUGGAUUGCUGUAUGUUUUUGGACAGGCUGUUGGCUGUGCAUUGUAUGUGCUGGGCUUCGGUGAGUCUAUGGCACACCUUGUCAAUCUGGAUUCAAAGUGGGCAGAAAGGGGCUUUGCCAGUGCUGCUGUCAUUCUUCUGGGCGUGAUCAAUGUGGCAGGAGUGAAGUGGGUCAUCAAGUUGCAGUUUGUGCUCUUGCUGGUUCUUUUGCUGGCAGGACUUGACUUUGCUGUUGGCAGCUUUGUUCAUACAGACACAGCUAGUGGUUUUGAUGGUUGGUUGUCAGGAAACAUUUGGAAUAAUACCUUUGCUGAUUUUCAAGAUGGACAGAGUUGGUUCACUGUUUUUGGAGUUUUUUUUCCUACCGUCACUGGUGUUAUGGCUGGCAUUAAUAUGAGUGGUGAUCUUCGAAAUCCAUCUCUUAACAUUCCGAAUGGAACAUUGGCUGCUAUGGGGACGGCGACAUUUUUGUACCUGAUAUUUGUACUUUUCCUUGGAGCAACGUGUCAACGUGCAUUUUUGCUGAACAAUUACAUGAUUGCAGCCAAAGUAUCAGCUGUUCAAGUUUUGUUGCUGUGUGGCCUGUAUGUUUCGUCCAUGUCAAGUUGCCUGGCGGCCAUGUACGGUACACCACGAGUUCUUCAGUCUGUUGCCAAUGAAAAUGUGAUUCCUAUUAUCCAAGUACUUGGAAGAGGGCGUGGUCCAAACAAAGUUCCUCUCUACUCAAUGGCUGUAGUUGCUGUCAUUACAGUGACUUUCAUACUUGUUGGACAGAUCAACACCUUGGCUCCAAUUGUUACUAUGCCAUUUCUUUUAACCUAUGCUUCAAUAGAUUAUUCUUAUUUUGCUUUGGCUCAAACAUUUGAUAUUCAGCACAAAAGGGAAGAAAGAUUCAGAAUACAGUCCUAUCGAAGUUCCAGUGAUCUGAGGCAGCAAGCAGUUGGAUAUGGGACGACUGAACAUGUUGCCUCUGAAGCUGUAGACAGAUUUAAUAAUGAUCUAGACUAUCUCUUUCCAGAGAGAACUCAUCACAGGAGAACUAAUGGUUCUUUAGGUCCUGGAAUGUCAAACACACCAUCCUUCGACGAACACCUGUCAACCAGGAAUGAAAAUGAACACACAGAAUCUGAUGAAAGCAAAAACAGGCAUAUUCAUUCCAAGACUAACAAUUGGUAUUCUGUACUUUGUAACAGAUGGUUUUCUCUAGUUGGGGCAGUGGUCAAACUCCUUAUUAUGUUUCUGGUACAUUGGGGAUAUGCACUGGCAAAUAUUGCUGUAGUGCUUUUGGUUUUCUUCUACGUAGGACAUGCCAACCCUGCUGUGAAACCUGGCCUGGCUACAGAGUUCAAGUUUCUACACUGGCUGAAAAUGUGCUUUUUGAAGCUAGUUAGGAAACGAAGUCAAGAAUAUGAACAAAUUGUUUUGACACCUAGCUGUCCAGAAGUUGUUGUAAAUGCAUCUCAGAUAAAUGAAGAAAAUGAAGAUUUUGCAUCUCGUAAAAGAUACCACCAUUCCUCAAAUAUACAAGGAUAUGUGGCAGUUGAGGAUGAUGAAUAAAUUGCUGCUGUGUUACUGUACAUUAUUUUUGCUAUUGGUAUAGUGAUUUAAAGAAAAAUAAACUAACACUUAUUUUUAUAUAAAAUUUUGUGACUUGCAAUAGAUACAAGAAAACAUUUUUAUGUGGUUUAAAGAGAGUUAAUUUUAAGGGUUGGUCAGAAACUGAUUUCCACUCCCUCAAUGCCAAACAUUCCUUGUCCUAACCAAUAUUCACCCCUUUUUGCUGAUUAUCAGAAAUAGCCUACAAUUUAAAUAAAUGUCCUUUAGUAAAAAUAAGCAUUAUUUCCUUUAUAUAUAUAUAUAUAUAUAUAUAUAUAUAUAUAUUAAUAAGUGUACUAAAUGGUUUCACUUCAAUCAUUAAUAUAAAUAUGCUCAUCACUGACUCACUGACUGACUCUUUUUUCAUGCGCUUACAGUGUAACAUUUUCAUUGCUCUUUGUUAACGUGUUCCUUUUAAGCAUUGCUGCUGAGUCCAUGGUGCAAAGAUAAUAUGCAUUGGGGCAUAGCAUCUUAUUUUGUAAAGGCCUAUAGUUUCAGCAUUUUUCAGUGAUAAAGUUGCAUGCCGUGGCUUAGUUUGCCACGUUUUGGCUGCGUAUAUCUGUUUAAUAUAAUUCAAGUUGUUGGCCUCCACUUGUAAAUAUGUAUUUACCAACCACUCUUGUUCAUUUUUCCAGCGCUGAUGAUAGGAUUAAAUUUAUCGCGAAUAGAUGUUAAGGCACAUUUGAAUUGUAGCAUGCUAAUGUUGCAAACUCUGUUCAGUUGAACACCUUCAUACAAAUUGCACUGCCAAUAUGGUUGCUAUCCUGGUGUAUAUUGAAUGGAAUCUACAGCAAGGAACAUUAGUGAAUGACCUGAGACAAUUAAUAUGCAAUGUAGUUUUUUAAGAGGCUCUUCAUUAAAAAUAAUUUUUUUGUCAAAUUGUUUUUGUCGUUUCAUAUAUAUAUAUAUAUAUAUAUAUAUAUAUAUAUAUAUAUAUAUAAAGAAAUCAGAAAUAAUUUUCAUUUGCACAAUAUUAAAAGAAAUAGAAUUUUUGAUAAAUAAUGUGUGUAUAUUAAAUUAACAUGUUUGUUAAAUUCGUCAUUUUUCAGUUGGCACCUUAGGCACCUUACAACUAGUAAUAAAUAAAAAAAUUCUUUAUAAAUAUGGUUCAUUGCUGCUCUUUUCAGCUAUGCAUGUUAAUGUUUAUGCUCUCUAAAUUUUUUUUCCUAAGAUUACACAAAAACACAAUUUUUGAUGUGAUCUGGCAGCAAUGAUAAUCUCUGGUUUCUCACAUUCAUUUGUUAAACUAAAAGAAAUUUGCUCAUAAUUUCCUGUUUUUAGUUGUGCACACACACUAUCCAAAUUGUGUGUAUUAUUUUUAAAAUUAUGAAUUUUUUGCAAUUUUAAAAUAUUUAUUAAAAAAUAUUGAAAAAUAUUUUAUACUUAUACAUGUACUCAUAUUUUGAGACCAAGCUUUAAUAUCAAUUUAUAUUCAGUAGUAAUAGUUGGUAUCAGAGCAAUCCUAUUGGUCUGUGUUGUGUAUCUGGCAAAAAAAAAUGUUGAACCUGUUUAGCAUGAUGUCUAAAGCAACCAAGCAUUUUUUUCCGCCAAAUUGUUUUAGUGGAGGAUUAUAUUAGAUUUUUCACUGCCAUGUGUUAAAGCUCCUUACAGUAUUAUUUUCAUUAUGUUCAAAACAAAUGUUUUUGAUUAUGCAUUCAUUAAUUACCUUCUAGAUAUUUUUUUUUUAAUUUCUGUUUAUCUUGGCAUUUUACUCUCUUAUACUCUUUUAAUGUUCUUGUCUAUUGUUUAUAUUUUUUUUCUGUCUAAACUUACUUUUAAAAAAAUGCUGCUUGAAUUUUCUCUCUUGUCUAGACAAUAGAUUUUUAAAAUAUUUUAUUUUUAAACAUUUCAUGUUGGCUCAGCUAUUUCAAUUUGGUUUCAAUGUAAAUAUUUUUGAAUGGAAUUGAUUCUUGGCUUCAUGUUUUUUCCUGCAAUUUUGGUUUGUGUUUGUUAAUUUUUGCCAGUGGUUGCUAUUUUUGUGCAUGUUAUUAUUAUACAUUUUAUACAUAAACAUUAACAGUUGAUUUUUAAAUAUUUAAAUACCUUUUAAAAUGUAUUUGUAUAGGGAUGGUUUUUUUAUACUGUGGAUAAGUAUAAAAUACAAAUCUGAACUUCAGUUAAUUUUUACAAGUAACUGUAGACAAAUUUUGCAAAGUAUCACCACCUAUGUUAUAUUUAAACUUCACAGAUCCAUAUAUGUGUGCUGUGGUUUAUCUUAAACUGGUUUACAUUUUUAAACAAUCCCAGAUGCCUACUUGUUUUGUUGGUGUUGAAACACAAAUGUUUUUCAUUUGAAACCAUGUAUACCAGAUGUUAGGAAACUGCAGGGCAUAAAUUUGAUUGGUGGGAGAAAAUGCCAAAACUAACAAAUUUUGUUAAGGAAUGUAUGCCCAGAAAUGAAACCUUGCAAAGUAACAGGCAUGAAUAGUAGUGAAAAAAUUGACUAAGAGGGCAUGCUUUCGCAGCAUCGCGAUGCUCAAAUGCUCCACGGGAAGCAGGCGACGAGCUGGCUCAGAUGUUUAGAGUUUUUUGAAAUGCACUAGCAACCAGUACACCAGCCCCUCAAACUAACGCUCUAAUUCGUUCCAGGAAAAUAGAACGCUAAUCAAAUACGUUUUUGCCAUAAGAGUGCAUGUUGUUCAUAAUAAUUGGUUCUCCAGCCACUGAAAUCCGUUUGUUUACUAUUCCUUAUAUGACAUUUAUUUCGUUUAAAUGUAUGUAUUUACAUACUGUUAACACAUCUAAAUACAAUUUAAGAAAAAUAUAAAUGUAUAAAUUGCAUUUAAAGUUCAAAUAACCUAAAAUUAUACUAUAUUUAAAUGACAGGCGGCAUAAUUGAACUGUACAUAGCCUACUAACCUCAUAUUUCCUUACGAAGCACGUGUAUAUGUCACAUUUUUUAGUUAAAAAUAAUAAUAUUUUUAACAUAUAAGCUCUGUUUGAAUGUUUAAGAAUAGAGAAGAAUAAAUUUUACAUUUUAUAUUAACAAAAUGCUAUCUUAAAACAAUAGCGUACAUAAGGGUAUAAAACGAAAUUCGCAACUGUUUUUAUAGCAUGCAUGUCUGCCAACUUCAACACUAAACAACACACAAAAGUUUUAUUAUUGUUUGUGUGAAGGUCCUACAUCGUCAUCAUCACAGUAUACUUUCGGUUUUUUCUUAAAAAAAUGAGUCAAUUGAACAUUGUUUUGCAGCCCUUUUGCCUUCCCAGUAUAAAACUUUGUAGCAAUUUAAGGAACUGUCCAUGCUUCGAAUCACAUUUGACCUUCUCUCGGUGUUUGGGUCGUUUUGCCGCAAUAUUUCAAAUCCCUUCUCAAAAAUUUGGAGUGCCUCAUUAAUAAUUUUGGGCGUUAAUGUAGGCAUAAGCUGAGUUUCAUCAUCACUUGCCUCUUCUUUGUACGCAUUUUCUUGCUGCUCUGCGAAAGCGAUUAAGUCAUCAUUUGAAAGACCAUCAGUAUCAUUUAAUAUUAUUUCUUCGACAUCGUUAAAGUCCAUGUUAAGUCCCACUUUGUUUCCUAGGCUAACAAGUUCACUGAUUUCCUUAGUUUCGUCAAAUCCAUGGAAAUCCUGUACACAUUCUUCCCAAAUCUUUCUCCAAGCACAUCCAGUGUAAUCAAUUGCAUCUUUGAUAUUAAAUGUUCUCCAGAAAUCCCUCAGACUUGGUGCAUUUUCCCCAUUGGUUAUCCUUACAACUUCUGCUAGCAUUUUUCUCAUGUAGUACCUCUUGAAUGUAGAAAUUACCCCCUGAUCCAUGGGCUGGAUAAGUGACGUGUUUGGUGGCAUGAAAACUACUUCCACAAAACCAAGCAGUUUUUCUAGUGUUUUCUUAGAUGGGUGACCUGGCGCCUUAUCCAUGAGGAGUAAAACUUUCUUUGCAAUAUUUUUUCCAUCAAGAUAUUUCUCUACAGCGGGACCAAAGUGGUUCUCAUACCAAUCAAGAAAAAGAGCUUGUGUUACCCAUGCUUUUUUGUUGGCCUUCCAUGUGACGGGAAGAUGGGAUUUAUUCACAUUCUUUAACGUCCUUGGAUGUUCUGAAUGGUAAACUAAAAGAGGCUUGAACUUAAAGUCUGCUGCCGCAUUUCCACCCAACAACAAUGUCAACCGAUCCUUAGCUUCACACCUGGGGCAGACUUUUCUUCUUUGGAAAUAAAAGUUCUCUUCGGAAGCCGUUUCCAGAAAAGACCAGUUUCAUCAAUAUUAAACACUUGAUGGUCUGAGUAGUUUCCCUUUUCAAUUAUCUUUUGUAGUUCUGUCUCAAAUUGUUGUGCACCUACAGCAUCUGCACUCGCAGCCUCGCCCUUCAUGGAUAUGCUGUGAAGAUUUGAACAAUUUCUGAAAUUAUUAAACCAUCCAUUACUGGCCUGGAAUUUCUGUGCAUUGUAUUCCUCAGGGAACGAUUCCUUUAGGUCUUCAUAUAAACUACGUGCCUUUUCUUUGAUAAUAUCAGCACUUAGUGGUAUCCUAUGCUGUGCAUUGUCAUCAGUAAAAAUAGUUAGCAAUUUCUCCAUUUCUACCAUUAUGCUCGGGCGCGCCUUUGAUAUUUGUGUUGCUUGGGACGGUGCACAUAAUGCCGCGGCCUCUAGAAUUUUUUUCCUUGUUUUUUAAUAUUGUCCUCACUGUUGAACCGGGAAGUCCCAAGGCAUUAGCCACAUCAGUCUUUCGCUCACCAGAAUCAAUACUUUUCAGCACAUUUAAUUUAAACUCUAAACUAAAACGUUUCCGCUCAGUUUUCUCGACACUCGAAACGAACCCGCACUUUCACUCGCCAUAUUUUCAAAACUACUAAUUUACGUAACACAGGAUAAAGUAUGUAGUACUUAUUAGGUUUAGUAAUUAGUUUAUAUUGAAAUUGAUUCUAAAACAAGAGUAACUUAGUAUACGCACGACUAGGAGUCAGCGCAGCUUGUCAUGCAAGAUGUGAACUAGCCUCGAAAGCUUCCGGCAUUUCCCACUAGAGCUGCUACUGAGUUGCAAGACGGCGAAGUAUGUAUAAACAUUAGCUAAACACACACGUAGGCAUCGGCAAAUGUAUUUACGAAAUAUUAUUUACUGUGCAAUUUUAAUUAGGCUUUAAAAAUAUGCGAUGGAAGCGAAUAACUAUUACAUAAAAAGGUAAUAUCUUUUUUUGAUUCGUCAUAAUGUUUCUCUUACACAAGUGCCAUCUUAUCUUCAAUUUGUUGCAUUUUGUUUGUUACAUUGUGCACUUAUGAAAAUAAAAUAAAUUAUGUGGACGAGAAAGAACGCUACUUCGAAUAUAUGACCGUGCUACUUCAAAUCAUGCCCUAAUUAAUUGGCGUCGUUACUUCAAAACAGCGCUAAUAGAACAGUGUUACUUCGAGGGGCUGGUGUAUUCUGGUGUACAGCACAGUGGAUGGUUGGUUGUGAUACAUUUACAUGUUUGACUUAGGCGAUAAGCACAGUGUUGACUGUUAGUGAGUUUUGAUUAAAUAUUUUAUAAACAGCAACGGCAUGACAGAUUUACAUUUGCAGAGAUGGAGGAUAUGUUAAUGGUGUACGGGGAGGCGAGAUGAGUUGCAGCAGGAGCAGUGUCCCUUAACCAAGGGCCAGGGCCGCUGAGAGAAUUUGUGGGCCCCUGGGCAGCUGGGGUAGUAGGCCCCCUUCCUUUUUUUUUUUGCAUACCACUUCUACGUACUAUGUAUACCAUAAAUAUAUAUGGUAUCGUACAAUUGCAUCCUUUAUUUGAUCAUACAUAACAAUUUCCUAGUUACGCAAAAAAAAAAAGAGCAUUUGCAUGUAUUAUCUCAGUGCACUUUUACAUUGUUAUUCCCAUCAAAAUACAAAUAAUAAUUAAUUUUGAUGUAUAUAUUUCUAAAAAAAAAAAAAAAAAAAAAAAUCUUAAAUGGUAAUCAGAAAUUGCAUUAUUAUAUGAGUGUUUAAAAUACAUAAGUAUAAUAAUUUAUUCUGAAUGUAAAUAUUAUUAAAAUAAUGUAAAGUAAUAAUCAAUUUUAUUACUUCGAAAACAUCAAACACACAAUAAUUUUACAGUAUAUUGACAAUCAUAAAUUUGAUUUUCUAAUCAAUGUGAUCACCAAUGCAACGUUUGUAACUACUGGUGGAGAAAAAUACUACUACGACCAAACAUUUAUUCUGGGAAAAGGAGGGGGGCGAAAUGCUACUCUCUCCCGCCUUCUUUCCCCCCCCCCCCCCCUGCAUAACAGCACGGUGGCGACUCGCCCGUGCUGCCCUCCUGUUCCGACGUCCCUGUAACGUUCCCAUUUCUGCUACUACGCAAGUAUUUUGGUGUGAACUGAAUGUUACAAGUACCUACUGCUCGGUUAGGUUAUUGGUUAUCGACUGUAGUUUUAGGAACAUAUAUAUAUAUAACAAGAUGUUUUAAUAGCAGGGGGGAAAUGUUUUUCCAGCCAUUUAUUUUCCACUUCCCAGCCGGGCGCCCGGGCCCCUGGGCAUUUGCCAUUUGCCCCUUUUGCCCCCCCCCCCCCCCCUCUCGGCGGCCCUGCCAAGGGCACUCUCAUAACAGGCAUGUACUGAAUAGGGGGAUACCAAUAAUAUAGAUGCAGCUCCGUUAGUGAAACAUUGGAUAUAAUUUCAGUUCACUUUAAAAAUUUUCUAUCAGUUUUCCUCAUGCUGUUGAAUAGAGAUUACUUCACUUGGAUGAAAAUACAUGGAAUACAUCCUCUUUAAUGUAAAAUGUUAUGUGGGGGAAGUCACAAUUUGUGAGAAAAGAAUUAAAAGAAGCUAAAUUACACAUAUAAUAACUUCAUGUAUUUCAUACUUAUAUUCUGGAAUCCCUUCACAUAAAUACUAUGAUAAAAGUUUUAAAAGCUCAGGUAUGUAUCACUGCAAAUAAAACUAAGGGAGCGAGAGCCAUUUUUAAUUUGGGUUGUGUCACAAAUUGAGCUUUAGCUUGGUUAAAACACUAUUCCAAGUUGAUGAAUCAGAUAAAAUUUUUAGGUUUUUCCAUCUUACAAUUAUUUUUAUGUUAAGUUUAAUGAAAGAUAGUUUUAUUGCCACAGGAAAUGUAUGGCACACUCCGAUGCUGAAGACUGUUUUGAUAUUUUGGCAAGUUUCUCGACAUAAACAACAGUUGUUUAUCUUUGACCAAGUAAAUACAUUAACAGUUGUUUAUCCUUCGCUAAGAAAAUAAAUAACCAGUUAUUUAUUCUUCACCAAGUGAACCACGCGAGAUAAGAUACAUAGUGGGCAGUUACGUGCAGCAGUAAACGUUAACAUACAUGCUGAUAAACAGGUGUCCAAUCUUGCAAUGUCAUGCACCUUAAGAAUUUACAUUAAAACAAUUUUACAUAAACUGCAUGGUGUUUUGUAACUGGGUAGGCAGCUUUAUCGAACACUGGCUGUGUUUAGGUUUGUGUAAGAAGCCAAAAAUCAUAAAUUUCAGGUUGCAGAAAAGAAUUAAAUGCCAAUGAAGUACUAAAAUGAUGUAAAAAAAAUAACAUGUACUUUGAAAGAGAGAGGACACAAAAAAAAACCAGACAAAAACAACUAAAAUGUUUCAAAUAUUUUGAUCACAUGGCUUUCAUCAGGAGUGAAGACACCAUGUACACACAA
Molecule: messenger RNA, 9860 nt
Organism: Bacillus rossius redtenbacheri
Lineage: Eukaryota; Metazoa; Arthropoda; Insecta; Phasmatodea; Bacillidae
Product: solute carrier family 12 member 8
Exons: 13
Coding region: 202-2274 (690 amino acids)
Biological process (GO): chloride ion homeostasis; cell volume homeostasis; chloride transmembrane transport
Cellular component (GO): membrane
Molecular function (GO): potassium:chloride symporter activity
Source: RefSeq, a predicted model, not a curated record